AUGUUUAAGAAAUAUUUCUUAUUUUUAAUAAUAUCCAUAUUUAGUAUUAUUUUAGUAUUAUUUAAAAAGGAAAAAUAUGAAAAAAUUAACAUAAAACAUUCAAAGAACAGUGAAUGCUAUUUAAAUAAUGAAUUUUGUAAUGAAGAUGAUAUCGAUUUUAAGAAUAUCCAUGAGUAUGAUAUUGUAAAUUACAGUAACGUAUAUAAUAGUAAAUAUAAGAAUAAAUUUAGUCGUAUAUUCCAUCCUCUUUCUUCAGAAACGACUAAUGAAACAAAAAUUGAACAAACAAUUUCUUUAUUUUUAGAAUUUUUUGAAAAUACAAAAUUUUUCUUAAUUAUCUCUUUUAGAUCAGGUUUAGAUAUAUUACAUUCUUAUGGAAUAGUAUUAAUAUCAUUAAUAAAGCUACUUUUUUUGUGGUUUAUUAUUAUUGAACCUCAUAUUACGUGGAUAUUUUUUAAAUUAAAAAAAUUCUUUUUAAAUUUAGAUUAUAAAACAAAAAAAUAUAUAGUAUAUAUAGUAUCAGUAUUUUCAGUAUUUUCUUAUCUUGCUUACUAUGGGGUAAUAAAAUAUUUUUUAAAUAAAAUUUCGAAUUUUUACAAGUUAUUCUUAAAAAAAUUAUUUAAGAUAAAUGAAUUUUUGUUUAAUAUAUUUCCUUACAUAAUCAGUUUUUUAUUAUAUGCUAUUUUGAUAAAAGCUGUUUCUAUUUCUUUAAUUUCACUUUUUAUUUAUUCUUUCUUCUUCCCAUUUCCGUCUAUAUAUUCAAUUAUAAUAAUUAUUAAGUAUGUCUAUUUACCAAAUAUAAAUGAUUGUGUUAUCAGUUCUUUAUCAGAAAACAACUAUUUAACAAAUAAUAUUAAUAACGUCUAUAGCAAUAUAAAUAGUAACAAUAAUGAAAAAAAAAGUUUUCAAGGUGAAAAAACUGAUAAUAAAUUAGAAGAAAAUAAAAAAACAAUUGAAAUACCACAAGAAACAAAAAGAAACAAUAAAAAAUUAGAAAUUAAAAGCAUUCAAAAAGAACAAGAAGAUGAAAAUGGUAACAAAAAGGAAGUAACAGAAAAAGGCGAGGAAGACGAAAAUGAAAAAAAAAAAAAUGAGAAAAAAAAAGAAGAAAUAAAAAAGAAGAAUAAAAAAAAAAAUAAUGUAAAUGUUGAAAAAAGAAAUGAAAGUGAAAAUGGAAAAGAAAAAGAAGAAAAUCUUAUAAAAAAUAAUUUAGAAAAUAAAAACUCAUUUAUACAUAACAUAGAAAAUAUUAAUUUUAACUCAAAAAAUAAAAUAAUGCCACAACAUAAUAACGAGGCACUUAUUAAGCAUGAAUCUUUCAAGAAUAAAAAAAUUGAUUAUAAGAUAGCUAAACUAUUUGAAAAAAAUACAGAAAGCAAUAUAUUUUAUUAUGAUGUUCCUUUUUUAUUGGAAUAUUGGUUAUUUAUUAAUAUCUUAAAAUUUUUAAAUUUAUUGCCUUUUUUAAAUACAUAUGGCAAAAUUCAUUUUUUAUAUGAAUAUUUUAUCUUGCUUGUUAUAAUAAUUAAUAUUAGUGAAAAAUUACAUGAAUUUUUAUUUAAAAAAAAUUAUAAGUCAUCAAUAUUGGUCCGUAUUUUAAAAAAAUUUUUAGUUAAUAUCGUUGAUUUUGCUUUAUAUUUUUUGUUCAAUAUAAGAAUAAAGAAUGAAGAUAAAGAAGGAAUGAAGCAAAAUGAUGAUUCUGAUUUUGAGUAUAUUCAAAGAAGUAAUUUAUUAAUUAGUUUAUCAAAGAUUAUUAAAAAAAAGAUUAAAUUGAACAAAACAGUAAAGUUAACUUUUUCCUUUUUAAAAUCUGUUAUCACGGAAAACAUUAUAGAAAGUGUUAAAUUGCCAUCUUAUGUAAGAUUUUUUAUUAAUUUAUUAAUUUAUAUGCCUCAAUUAAUUUUGUUGAUUUUUCCUACUUUUGUUCUUAAACUGUAUUUUGCUUAUUUCUUUUAUAUUUUCCCAAUUUUUGGAUCCCUCAAAUGCUUAGAAAAAAAAAAUUCAUUUCAUAAUAAAAUAUAUUUUAUAUGCUAUUUUUUUUUUUAUAAUAUUGCAUCUGUUACAGUAAAUAAUAAAUUUUUCAAGUGUUUGCCUUUUUAUAAUUUAUACAAAAUUUUGAUAACAAUUUCUAUUCAAACCAUUCUUAAAUAUAUUUUUAAUAUUCUUAAAAUAAAAAACUAA
Messenger RNA from Plasmodium relictum, 2178 nucleotides. RefSeq names its product conserved Plasmodium protein, unknown function. The record is from RefSeq and is a predicted model, not a curated record. Lineage: Eukaryota; Apicomplexa; Aconoidasida; Haemosporida; Plasmodiidae. The transcript has a single exon. The coding region runs from base 1 to 2178 and encodes 725 amino acids.